UGUAGCAUUUGUUCUGGAAGCCCGUAUUUACAUUUUAAGUGUAUCUGGUGAGUGGGCUGGAGCCCUUGUCUGGGCCGGGAAAAAAAAAAAAGCCCUCCGGUUCGUCUUUUAGUUGCUUCUCUUCUUUUUUUUCUCCGGAUUCUCAUCACUCCAACCAGCGCGACCAUGCCCAGGAAGAAGGCGGCGGCGGCGGCCUGGGAGGAGCCGAGCUCGGGCAACGGCACGGCCCGCGCCGGGCCCAGGAAGCGCGGCGGGAACUUGACAGAACCCACUGGCCGCCAUUCAUUUGUCUUCGGCAGUAGACCUGUAGAAUGUUCUAGCGAGGCCUGCCAGUUAAACAAAGAAGGGGAGAUAACCAGGGGAAACUCGGCUUCCAUUCAAAAACUUGAAGGGUCUAAGUGCAAAGGGCAGCUUUUGAUUUUUGGGGCAACCAACUGGGACUUGAUUGGUCGAAAAGAAGUGCCUAAACAACAAGCUGCCUACCGCAAUCUUGGUCAGAAUUUGUGGGGGCCCCACAGAUAUGGGUGCCUGUCGGGGGUCCGCGUGCGGACGGUGGUUUCGGGGUCGUGUGCAGCCCACAGCCUUCUCAUCACCACUGAAGGGAAGCUGUGGAGCUGGGGUCGAAAUGAGAAGGGACAGCUGGGACAUGGCGACACCAAGAGAGUUGAAGCCCCCAGGCUCAUCGAGGGUCUCAGCCACGAAGUGAUCGUGUCAGCAGCCUGUGGGCGGAACCACACCCUGGCCUUGACAGAAACAGGCUCCGUGUUCGCAUUUGGAGAGAACAAGAUGGGGCAGCUGGGCCUCGGCAACCAGACAGACGCGGUCCCAAGUCCUGCACAGAUAAUGUACAAUGGCCAGCCAAUUACCAAAGUGGCCUGUGGGGCUGAAUUCAGUAUGAUAAUGGACUGCAAAGGAAACCUCUAUUCCUUUGGGUGCCCUGAAUAUGGUCAGCUGGGACACAACUCAGACGGGAAGUUCAUCGCCCGGGCACAGCGGAUAGAGUACGACUGCGAGCUGGUGCCCCGGCGAGUGGCCAUCUUCAUCGAGAAGACGAAAGACGGACAGAUCUUGCCAGUCCCAAACGUGGUCGUGCGCGACGUGGCCUGCGGCGCUAACCACACGCUGGUCCUGGACUCCCAGAAGCGCGUCUUCUCCUGGGGCUUCGGCGGCUACGGCCGGCUGGGCCACGCUGAGCAGAAGGACGAGAUGGUCCCCCGCCUGGUGAAGCUGUUUGACUUUCCCGGGCGCGGGGCGUCCCAGAUCUACGCCGGCUAUACCUGCUCCUUCGCCGUCAGUGAAGUGGGUGGUCUGUUUUUCUGGGGGGCCACCAACACGUCCCGUGAAUCUACCAUGUACCCAAAGGCCGUGCAGGACCUCUGUGGCUGGAGAAUCCGGAGCCUGGCUUGUGGGAAGAGCAGCAUCAUCGUGGCUGCGGACGAGAGCACGAUCAGCUGGGGCCCGUCACCCACCUUUGGGGAACUGGGCUAUGGGGACCACAAGCCCAAGUCUUCCACCGCAGCUCAGGAGGUGAAGACAUUGGACGGCGUUUUCACAGAGCAGGUUGCCAUGGGCUACUCACACUCCUUGGUCAUCGCGAGAGAUGAAAGUGAGACCGAGAAAGAGAAGAUCAAGAAACUGCCAGAGUAUAACCCCCGCACCCUCUGACUGUCCCGGAGUCCCCACUCCACCUUUCGCGGCAGCUGUCAUUUCCAUGUGCACUGGGACGGGAAGUCAGAACGAGGAAUUUAAACGAGCAAAAGUCGACCGAAGGUGCAUUUUUGUUAGACUCCCUGAGGUUCCGUUUUAUAAGUGAUCCAACGUCAACUACCUUUUCUGUACGCUUUCCAAAGUGUUUUUUCUCUCUAAAUGUUUAAUUAAAAUAUUUGCUCAUAGUUGACUUAACCAUUCCUACAAAAGAGGCAGAAACUUUGAGCAAUCUAGGUUUUUUUAAGUUUUCCUUUUUCCCCCACCCCUCUCCUAAAUCUACUUCUCAAAACUCCCCUUUACAGUCAUAAUUAGCAUUGUGAUCCGGGUGGGUGCUACCUGGGAGAGGAGUCCCCAUUUACUCAAAAAAAAAAAGAAAAAACAACGUUCCUUACGGGAACCGGCAG
Molecule: messenger RNA, 2111 nt
Organism: Pteropus alecto (black flying fox)
Lineage: Eukaryota; Metazoa; Chordata; Mammalia; Chiroptera; Pteropodidae
Gene: RCC2
Product: regulator of chromosome condensation 2
Exons: 14
Coding region: 166-1665 (499 amino acids)
Source: RefSeq, a predicted model, not a curated record